AUGACCUCUGGCCAGCCAGUGCUGGUAUCGUAUUCUGGCUCGCCAUUCUUUCUUGCUUCUCCGAGCUGGACUAAGAUACAGCAUGCCUUCAACACCCAGCUUCCUCUGCGAAAUAUCCAUUGGAAGUCUUCCUCAAGGACGUCACUCCGAACUAUACAAGAACUCAACGUAACUCUUGUAAAUCUCGAUUCGAUUCGCGACGAACACACCUCCUGUCAGCUUGCUCGAAAAGCCGCUCCUGAAUAUAUACGUCGUAAACUUGUUGCUCACUUGUUACUGCAGGACGCCGAUCUUGAAUCAUACAGAAAUACUGUAAAGAAGCAGGUCAAGGAUUGGCACGCCUCCGUCACCUCACGGAGGAACCAAGAGUGGCUGAUCCUCCAAAUUGUCAAACCCGACGCGAAGGUGCCAACAGGAUCUUUCCUGAAAUUGAAGGGCUCCGUUCUAGACAAGCUGAGAGCUGAUUUUAACGCAGACAAACGGGAUAGAUGUGUCCAAGUAUCUUGGUCAAGCACACAAGAUAGCCCUAUCGCAUGGGGAGAGUUUCUCAAUAAACUCAAAGAUGGCAUCUUCUCUGCAUUUGACACCGCCGUGUUACAGAAAGAAGAUGAUAUCAAACGAUCCGAGGGUCAACGCCUGAUGCCCGGGUGGAAUUUCUGUACAUUCUUCAUACUCAAGGAAAGUCUCGCCAGUUCCUUUGAAGGGAUGAAUCUGGUCUCCGAGGCACUAUUGCAGUACGACGAGCUCGAAGCCUCGUUCUACCAGGUUCUGAGAGAGAAGAAUCUAUCAUGGUUCGGAACCCUGAUCACGCCAGGACUCAAAGAUGAUUCGAGUCCUCUCUUGUCUAUUUCCAAGAAACCAUAUCGCGAUCUCAUCCUUGCUAACACGAUAUCUGUCUUUGACUUUCGAACCUACCUCCUUACUCGUCAAUGUGAAUUACUAGCCAAGUACGGGCAUCUUCCUGAAGUCUAUCGAAAAGUGGGAGCGUUUCUUGGCGCGUUUGGCCGACGAUUGAAAGAGAUUGAAGUGACUGGGUUCAACCUGUUGUUGGAAACUCUCCCGCUACAUUUUGUGGAGUCUUGGAUUUAUUCGUCGGCCUUGAGCGUUGUGGAGAAGUGUGAUGCUUGGCAGUCCGGCUUAAAAGUCGACACAAAGGAGCUUGCCCCGUUUUAUGCUGGUAAAGGCAAGCUCCUUGAACUUGCACGAAGUCAAUUGGACACACUUGGCAUGAAGACCCAGCACCUACCUUGUCGUCCACCUUUUUGUGGGGUGUCUGAUGCAUCAGUAGAGUUAACCGAGACAUCGUCACUGCUGAAGAUCAGCAAUGAACAUUUAUUGAGGGCCCUAGAAGACAAGGAAGCCUUUUACGACCUCUACAUCAAUAUCACGAAUCGCGCCAUCGACAUCCAUCGCGGACGACUAUCUACAGCAUUAACAACGUACACCUCCCUACCCGCGCAUUACGCGCCACAUAAAUGGACGUCACUGCAAUCUCUGAUGCUCUCGCGUGCUUUAGAUAUCCACGAAUCUCUGGAGAAGCCCAAAGACAGAGAAUGGAUACAUAUCCUUCUUUCCUUCCUUUCUAUAUACGUCGAAAAUGGUGCCGAGCUGCUGCUGCUGUGUGAGCAGGACGCGCUUGUGUACGUUCGUCGACUUGUCGAGGAGUUGAAGAGUGCCGCGCCUGAGCUUGAUCAAGACUUUGCAGCGAUUACUGUUCAUAUACCUUCAGAUGCGCGGCCGGCCUCGGAUAGAGACGGGUACGUUUUGGAUGCGGUACUGCAAAGCCAUCUACCUUGCCCUCGAAGGCAACCAACCAACCAACCCGGUGUUCUGGAACAACAGUCUGGAACCCCCUUGGAACUCAACACACGAAGCUACGAGAAAUUUAUACCAUUGAAGGACUGA
Desarmillaria tabescens is the source of this 1905-nucleotide messenger RNA. RefSeq lists its product as uncharacterized. Gene Ontology annotation, biological process: intra-Golgi vesicle-mediated transport; early endosome to Golgi transport. The record is from RefSeq and is a predicted model, not a curated record. The transcript has 9 exons. Gene Ontology annotation, cellular component: TRAPPII protein complex. The coding region runs from base 1 to 1905 and encodes 634 amino acids. Lineage: Eukaryota; Fungi; Basidiomycota; Agaricomycetes; Agaricales; Physalacriaceae.